Monopterus albus (swamp eel) is the source of this 2869-nucleotide messenger RNA. It is a transcript of the gene slc25a42, whose product is annotated as solute carrier family 25 member 42. NCBI's taxonomy places the organism in Eukaryota, Metazoa, Chordata, Actinopteri, Synbranchiformes, Synbranchidae. Gene Ontology annotation, cellular component: mitochondrial inner membrane. The transcript has 8 exons. Bases 565 to 1554 code for a protein of 329 amino acids. The record is from RefSeq and is a predicted model, not a curated record. Gene Ontology annotation, biological process: transmembrane transport.
GAGUGUAGAUAAUCAUGAAAAAAUCGGGAGGAACUGUGAUAAGCCAACGGUGUUUUUCUGCUCACGCCCCUCUAACCGACCUAUUUAGACAGUCCCUACAGCUUUUAGACUUCGUUUCCCAUAAUGCCCCUGCGCUCGCCCUUGUCGAAUCUCAAUGGGUAACCUAACGUUGAGUACGAGUUGCUUAUAGGGCGAAAACAUAACAGCAUGGUCAAGUCAGUGUUAAGCUGAAUUUGAGUUCAAGGAACACAGUAUCCUCAAUACCAAGAGACCUAUUUACAAAGAAUCGAGUUUACUGUUAGCAUCAACAAAUUUGUUGACAAGAAUAACACUAGUGUAGCAGCAAGCUAAUAGCUAACUGACGUUAUUUACCCUCUUAUUUUAGCUAACUUGACUUAGAAACAGCCCUCGAAGAUCCUGCCAACCACUCGAGAAAGCACAUCAAGUGAGGGCUGCCGAAACAUCUUCCUGCUGGUGUACAAUCUACAAGCGCUUGGUGUUGAUGUUCGCCUGGUGAUCGAAUUCAUGAGCGUGCUCAGUGACAGUCGUGUGUAGUCCUCGGGGAUGGGGAGUGGAGUCCAGGAACAACGGGCAUCACUUACGCAGGGAGAAGUGCAGCCACUGGCUUCCUGCAGCCAAUCAGAAGUGAGCUAUGAGGGUCUGAAGCGCACUCGGUCUGUUCUCAACUCGCUUUUCUCAGGGGCUGUAGCAGGAGCUGUGGCCAAGACAGCUGUUGCCCCACUGGACAGAACAAAAAUAAUCUUCCAAGUGUCGUCAGCGAGAUUCUCUGCAAAGGAGGCCUACAGGUUGAUCUACCGCACCUACCUGAAGGAUGGCUUCUUCAGUCUGUGGAGAGGGAACUCGGCCACCAUGGUGCGUGUCAUCCCCUACGCUGCCAUCCAGUUCUGUGCACAUGAGCAGUACAAGAGGCUGCUGGGAGGUUACUAUGGCUUUCAGGGGACAGUUCUGCCUCCAAUACCGAGGUUACUGGCCGGGUCUAUGGCUGGUAUUACGGCAUCCAUGAUGACCUAUCCUCUGGAUAUGGUGCGAGCUAGGAUGGCUGUAACGCCAAAGGAAAUGUACAGUAACAUUCUGCAUGUAUUUAUGCGGAUUUCUCGAGAAGAGGGCCUGAAGACAUUGUAUCGAGGUUUUACUCCCACAAUGUUGGGUGUUGUCCCCUAUGCUGGUCUCAGCUUCUUUACCUAUGAGACUCUAAAGAAAUUACAUGCAGAGCACAGUGGCCGCCCGCAGCCCUACUCAUAUGAACGUCUGGCAUUUGGGGCCUGUGCAGGUCUCAUUGGCCAGUCAGCGUCUUACCCUCUAGAUGUGGUACGACGGCGCAUGCAAACCGCAGGAGUCACUGGUCACACGUAUGGCACCAUCCUGGGCACCAUGAAGGAGAUUGUGUCUGAGGAGGGGGUCAUUCGUGGACUCUACAAAGGCCUUAGUAUGAACUGGGUCAAAGGGCCCAUUGCAGUUGGGAUCAGCUUCACCACCUUUGACCUUACUCAGAUUCUUCUGAGGAAGCUGCAUCAGAUGGGUUAUAUAGCUUGAUAAUAGUAAUGCAGUGCAGAAACGGGAUGGCACAAGAUCCCCUUGAGUCAUCUGAGGACAAACAAAGAGGGGGAAGUGACAGAGUGGAAAUAGAAGCAAACACACACUGGCUCAGAAUGUGUGGGUGAUAAUGUCUACUCUCGCCUUAUCAGUGUGCAACGAUGGAUGUAGACAUGAGGUAUGUAGGGUGGUACUGUGUACUUUGUCCUUGUCAUGUAAGUGCAAUAUGCUAAGUGAUUUUUUUUUGUUUGUUUGUUGUUUUUUUUUUGUGCGUGUGUAUGUGGACAUGUAGAUUUUAAUGCUCCAGGCCUCUGACUGUAUUUGUCAACCAGAGUUCAGAGUCAUACACACUGAGGUCUCCCAGUUGCCUUGUGUGUCUGCUUUAAACAGACACCUUCAAAUGCAAUACAGGUUGCCACUUGUUUGUUACUGACUUUUAAGAUGACUUUGAUUUAAUAAGUGUUAAAUGUGCCCCCUUGAGAUUUGUUUUGUUGUGUGACUGAGUUUGUUUUGAUCGAUUAUACCAAUAGUUAGGAUGUGAGCUUGCUGCAGAUUAUAUGAAGUUAGCGAUAUUGGUGUAGCACAAAGGCAGAGCUCUUUCCUAGCACACAGGGAACGGGAUUGUUAGUUUUUGUUUGAGUUGAAUAUACUGAAAUCAGUUUGUGUCCACUGGAGCUCCUGAAGGUGGAAUUUACAGACUAUGAUUUGUAAUUAAGCUACUGUUCUGCCAGCAGACAGAUGAUCUAUAUUUGAUGCUAGUGCCAACAGAUCGAACUUAUAAACAGUGCGCAUAGUAUUUCAUUUGUUCGCUAUAAUUAUAUUAUAGAUUCUUUAAAUUGCUGUCAGUUGUGAUAGUUGAGUUAUUUUGAUUUAUCGGUACAGGUGAUUAGACAGAUUUUAGUCAGAAAAAAUGUACUAAUCAAGAAUACCAUCUGAAAGUGACAGUUUCAGUUGAACCUCACACAUUGACAUGCAGUCAUACCACCUUGACUGGUAAUUUUCCACAUGUGAAGUCAUAUAUGUAGGAACACCGGUCAGAACUUUGGACCAACCUUCUUUUUCAGUGGUUUCUCUUUUCUGAAUUGUUUAUUACUACCAAUUGAGUAAUACUACAUCAAAAUUAUGAGGUAAUGUAUGCAAUCUGUAGUAAGGGGAAAAAAAACAAAAUAUUCCAUGUAGCCACCGUUUGUCUUGAUGACAAUUUUGCACACUGUUGGCAGCUUCAUGAGGUGGUAGUCGCCUAAAGUGGAUUUUCCUUGCAGUGGAUCUAGAAAGUAUUCACAGCGCUUAACUUUUUCCGCAUUUUGUUAGGUUA